Neltuma alba is the source of this 2513-nucleotide messenger RNA. Its product is annotated as U-box domain-containing protein 19-like. Lineage: Eukaryota; Viridiplantae; Streptophyta; Magnoliopsida; Fabales; Fabaceae. Gene Ontology annotation, biological process: protein ubiquitination. The transcript has a single exon. The record is from RefSeq and is a predicted model, not a curated record. The coding region runs from base 226 to 2274 and encodes 682 amino acids. Gene Ontology annotation, molecular function: ubiquitin-protein transferase activity; protein binding.
GUACGCUCAUAUCCAGCUAGGCUCCUCCAUCCACGUGUCCCCUUCUGCUUCUCCACAUCGAACCCGAAGCACCUUGUUUCUGUCUCCACAGCCCGCCACGUGUCCCGAGAUUUCCCAGUCAGCGAUGCUUCCUAUAAUAACACCUCCUCACUCUCUGCAUGAUAUCUUCAAGUCGUCCCCUUCAUCCUUAAACAAAACCACUUUCCUCUGUUUCUUUCUACCCAAAUGACUCGUUACUCCAAUCACGACCAUCGUCGUCUUCUCUCUUCUCCUGCUGUAUUCCCUUGCCGAGACGUCUCUCCCUCCACUCUUCUCACAUCUUUGAUCUCUCUCUCCCUCGAUAUCUGUAAUUUUCAAUCCAGGUUCUUCCCCACGCAGAAGCGCAAUGCCAGGGAAAUCAUACGCCAGGUUAGUAUUAUCCUCAUAUUCCUCCAGGAACUUGCUGAAAUCCCCAAACAAUCCCCUGUUCUCUGCUUCUCCGAGCUCCACUUUAGUUUCCAGAAGAUAUUGUUCUUGCUUCAAGACUGCACUCGUGACGGUGCCAGAUUAUGGAUGCUAAUGAAAUCCCAAUACGUUGCCUCCGAAUUUCGGGUUCUGAUUCGUGGGGUUGCCACUGCUCUUGACGUAUUGCCUCUUCAUUGGAUGAAGGUUUGUGGUGAAGUGAAGGAAUUGGUGGAACUCGUAGCCAACCAAGCUCGGAAAGUGAAGUUCGAAGUCCCCCGUGACGAUGAAGAGAACUCAAAACGAGUUCGUUCAAUCUUGCGUCAGUUUGAGAAGGGAGUCGAACCUGACGUAGCAGAUAUGAAGCCAGUCUUAGAUUAUCUAGAGAUAAAGACUUGGGCUGACUGUAACAAUGAGAUCGAAUUCUUACUAGAUGAAAUGGAUUUCCAGCGCUCUGAAUGCGACGAGCGUGAGGUUCCCCUUCUGAGUGGUUUGAUCGGAUUCUUGAGCUAUUGCAGGGGAGUGAUAUUCGAAACUCAUGAUUGUCGCAAACACACAGAUUUCUCAGAAGGAACGUAUAGUUCAGAGAUGAUUAAAUGUAUGAACCCAGAGGAUUUUCGAUGCCCAAUUUCGCUUGAGCUGAUGAUGGACCCAGUAACUGUAUCAACAGGUCAGACCUACGACCGAACUUCCAUACAAAAAUGGCUCAAAUCUGGAAACAAAAUCUGCCCCAAAACAGGGGCAAAGCUGAAGAACACAGACUUAAUCCCAAACACAGCGCUCCGAAAGCUUAUACAGCAAUUAUGCGUCGCCAAAGGCGUUUCCCUGACCAAAUUAAACAAUCAAAGUUGCGAUAUAGCGAAGACCAUCGUGCCGGGAAGCCCCGCAGCAGCCCACGCCACUCAAUUUCUCUCCUGGUUUCUUGCUCGAAGACUCGUUUUUGGAACAAUGGAGGAGAAGAACAAAGCAGCAUACGAGAUUCGUUUGCUCGCAAGGUCCAACAUUUUCAACCGGUCGUGUCUGAUCCAAGUGGGGACAGUGUCCCCUCUGCUCCUCCUUUUGUCAACGAGAGACAACUCCACGCAAGAGAACGCCAUUGCCGCUCUGUUGAAGCUGUCAAAGCAUAACAAAGGCAAAGAAGCCAUAAUUGAGAAUGGAGGCCUAAAGUCAAUUGUCACGGUUCUCAAGAAAGGAUUAAGCCCAGAAUCACGCCAAAUCGCAGCUGCCAUCAUAUUCUAUCUUGCUUCUGUGAAACAACACAGAAAAUCAAUAGGAGAAAACCCAGAGGUAAUUCCUUGUCUAGUUGAACUGAUGAAGGAAGGAACAACGUGCGGGAAGAAGCAUGCCAUGGUCGCUAUCUUCGGGCUUCUCUUAAACACGAGUAAUCAUAAAAGAGUAAUUGAAGCCAAUACUGUUCAGGUGCUUGUGGAUAUGCUGACUUCCUCAGAGAAGGAUGAUGUAGCGACAGAUUCGUUAACAGUUCUUGGGGCUUUAGCAGAGAACAGUGAAGGAGCCGAAGCCAUGAUGAAGGCGUCGGCCCUGCCUCAGAUCAUAGGGAUACUGAAAUCAACAGGGAAGAAUUCAGGGAAAGAGCACUGCGUUUCGAUUCUGCUAUCGCUGUGCGUGAAUGGAGGAGAAGAUGUGAUAGGGGUAAUGGCGAAAGACCCAUCGAUAAUGGCUUCAUUGUAUUCGCUUCUCACGGACGGGACUAGUCGUGCUACAAAGAAAGCUCGCUUCCUCAUCAGGAUUUUACACGAAUUUAACGAAAAACCAAUCUGUUCGGUUGCUGAACAACAGACUCUUGAAGUUAUUGAUUUGUUAGGUAGAAAUUGAAAAGGGCUUAUGUAUAUAAUUAUUGGCAAAAUUUUGCUUCUUUUUUUUUUUUUUUGGUUGGGAGAAAGAGAAGGGAAUUUGUGGAAUUAGCUCAUGUUUUUUACCUCCAAGGAGCUAAUUUCAGGGAGUGGGGCUUUGCAUCAGUCCCAUUCCAUUGCAAAGUUUUGUGUAUCCUGCUGUAUUCUUUUCAAAUGGCCGGUUUGAAAUAAACAGAUAAUUCAGUGGCAUGAAUUUGGAUU